AUGUGUGAUUCCGGAGAUUCCGAUGACUUUGAAUGCAGCAGUGGUAGCGGCUUCGGCUUCGGCUUCGACUCGCUGCGCUCAGUCUUCCUCGUUGUGUGCACUGUGCAUCGAUGAAGUUGUUUCAAAGAUGGCGGAUUUCCUGCCGUCCCGCUCUCUUCUAUCUGUCUGUUUCCCCAACUGUCUCCUUACUAGCGGCGAGGCAGAGCAGUUGCGGAAAUCUAAAGAGAUAGAUAAGUGUCUCAUUCGAGAUAAAACGUACGUUAAGAGGCUAGUUAAAAUCCUAUUACUCGGAGCAGGCGAGAGUGGCAAGUCUACUUUCCUUAAGCAGAUGCGCAUUAUCCAUGGGCAGGACUUCGAUCAGAGGGCCAAAGAAGAAUUCAGAGCCACUAUUUAUAGCAAUGUUAUUAAAGGUAUACGAGUCUUAGUGGAUGCUCGAGAAAAACUUCAUAUCCCAUGGGGUAACCUGUCCAAUCAGCGUCAUGGAGAUAUGUUGAUGGCGUUUGACACCCGGUCUAUGAUGGCUCACGGCCAUGGUAUGGUGCAGCCCAAGGUUUUUCAGCACUACCUGCCAUCCAUCCGUGCCCUGUGGAUUGACCAGGGAAUCCAGAAUGCCUAUGACCGUCGCAGAGAAUUCCAAUUGGGAGAAUCUGUCAGGUAUUUCUUGGACAAUUUGGAAAAGCUGGGACAGUCGGACUACCUCCCCAGCCAACAGGACAUCCUCUUGGCCCGAAAGCCUACCAAGGGCAUCCAUGAGUACGACUUUGAAAUAAAAAACGUGCCUUUCAAAAUGGUGGAUGUAGGUGGUCAGCGUUCAGAGAGGCGCCGUUGGUUUGAAUGCUUCGACUCAGUCACCUCCAUUCUUUUCCUUGUCUCCUCCUCUGAAUAUGACCAGGUUUUGAUGGAAGACAGACAAACCAAUCGAUUGAGCGAGUCCCUCAACAUCUUCGAGACCAUUGUCAACAACCGAGUAUUCAACAACGUUUCCAUCAUCUUGUUUUUGAACAAGACGGACCUGCUGGAGGAAAAAGUCAAGCAAGUGUCCAUUAAAGACUACUUUCCUGAGUUUUCCGGAGACCCCAAAAGCCUGGCGGAUGUCCAGGCCUUCUUGGUGGAGUGUUUUCGCAAAAAGCGGCGAGAGCAGCAGCAGAAGCCGUUGUACCACCAUUUCACGACGGCCAUCAACACCGAGAACAUCCGCCUGGUGUUCCGCGAUGUUAAGGACACCAUCCUGCACGACAACCUCAAGCAGCUGAUGCUGCAGUGAGUGAGUGAGAUGACAAAGCGGGCAGAGGAGGAGCAGCAGAGAUGGGUGCACAGAGACAGAUGAGGGUUUUCAGAGCCCCAGCAGCCUGUUCACCUGUCCAUCCUCCAUUGUUGACUAUGAAUCAAAGCCACCACUACUACCAACAUUCCCCCACUCACUUCCUCUUUGCCUUUUUCAGCAUAUUCACUGUGACUUCCAACAGCUGCCAUUGGUCAGCAACCUGCAAACCACUGUAAAUUAACUACAACCCCCAGCUUAUGAGUCUGAUUGUCCCCAGUUUAUGAGUCUCCGAUUGUUUUUUUUUUUUUUUUUUCUUUUGCCAAUGCUGUUUUCCAGCUUAUGAGUCUGAUUGUCCCCAGCUUAUGAGUCUCCAAUUGUUUUUUUUUUUUUUGUUUGUUUUGCCAAUGCUGUUUUGACCACUGUUGAAAGGAAGUGAAAUGGAAAAGCCUUGACACCACUUGCCUUCCUUUUCGAAAAUCUAAUUUUUUCCAUGAUGCGUUUUUAUGUGCUCUCUGACGCCACUUGAUUACAUUAUUAGGGCUGGCCUGAGGAUUUCAGAAUCCACACACACAUACACAACCCCUCACACAUGCACUGUCAAUCUCCUCUGUACUAAUCAUUUAGUUUUCUAAUUCUCUAUACAAAUACGUAUAUGUACCUAUGCAUUUUUGUUAACUUAUAUUUUAUAUUGUUUACAAUUUAAUUCCAAACUGCUGUUGGAAUUUGUUUUUGAAACAGCACAGACACAACCACUUGUCAAACUAUCCAGCAGUUUUUUUUUUUGGUGUUGUUUUUUGUUUUCCUAAUUUGCUGUUUCUCAGGGCACUUUGUGAACCACUUAAUUCAGAUUUAAAGCCAUCCAUCUUAACAUUCCCAAUUUGUUUCCCCCUUCCAAUUGUGAGGAAAGUUCCUAUUGAUCAGCCACUUAAGGUGCAACUCAGUCCUCGAAACAAGCAAUUUUUAGGUACCAAUGUCAGACGUCUGAUGCAGAACUGCACAAUUAAUUGAAUUUGAAUCACGGUUGUGAGUUUUGGCAGCCAUGAUGGAAUUACCCUUAUCUUUGGCAGUUUUUAUAUUCCAAAUGCUGGCUCUGCUGCACAUCUGAUCAAGCACCUUUUUGUCAGCCAGCCUCUAGGGGGCAACCGCAUGGUUAAGGCUUUAUUAGGCUGCCUAAAUUUUAAGGAAGCGUCCCCUACUAACUAAUGGUGAGAGGGGAAAAAAAAACAAACUCUGGACUUGAUUUGACAGAUUUGGGGCAAAUGACGUCCAACAAGAUGAUUCUAAACUACUGGGGCCAGAAAGUGUCAGGCAAUUUGCACAUUUCAAACCUGUUGCAAAAGAACAAAAAUGCCAAUAUACCGUAUUUUCCGCACUGUAAGGUAGAAGACUCAUCUUCAAUUAAUGCCCUAUUUUAAAACUGUUUUCUCAAAUAGGGUGCGCCGCUUUAUAAGGCGCAGUAGUAGUUGGGGUUGCAUUAUGCAUCCACUAGAUGGUGCUGCGAUUAAAGGAGUGUCAUGCCAUGAGUAACCAAUAUUGAUCCAUAUAUAGGGUCAACCCUCCCCCCC
Corythoichthys intestinalis (scribbled pipefish) is the source of this 2829-nucleotide messenger RNA. RefSeq names its product guanine nucleotide binding protein (G protein), alpha 13b (gene gna13b). The record is from RefSeq and is a predicted model, not a curated record. Lineage: Eukaryota; Metazoa; Chordata; Actinopteri; Syngnathiformes; Syngnathidae. Gene Ontology annotation, cellular component: brush border membrane; heterotrimeric G-protein complex. The transcript is spliced from 5 exons. Gene Ontology annotation, molecular function: guanyl nucleotide binding; D5 dopamine receptor binding; GTPase activity. Gene Ontology annotation, biological process: Rho protein signal transduction; adenylate cyclase-activating G protein-coupled receptor signaling pathway. The coding region runs from base 23 to 1264 and encodes 413 amino acids.